Meloidogyne enterolobii is the source of this 237-nucleotide messenger RNA. Lineage: Eukaryota; Metazoa; Nematoda; Chromadorea; Rhabditida; Meloidogynidae. The record is from the annotation of a GenBank genome assembly.
UUCUUUCUAAAAUAUAUACCAAGAACAAUUAUUCAAAUAUUAGGUGAUAAAACAAGGCAAUCAACAGAUGUAAUGCCAAGUACAUACAUCACCUAUGAAUUUUUUACUUUCCCUAUACAUCUAUCUAAAGUAGUCAAAAAUAAAGCUAAUCCAAUAUUUGAUGAAAUACAAACAUGGAAAUUACCAAUAAAUAGUGAAGCUAUUCACAAAUAUUUAAUUAACGAGGUUUAUUUGUAA